Messenger RNA from Hypomesus transpacificus, 2359 nucleotides. RefSeq names its product tetraspanin 9a (gene tspan9a). Lineage: Eukaryota; Metazoa; Chordata; Actinopteri; Osmeriformes; Osmeridae. The record is from RefSeq and is a predicted model, not a curated record. Gene Ontology annotation, cellular component: membrane. The transcript is spliced from 7 exons. The coding region runs from base 967 to 1995 and encodes 342 amino acids.
GAGAGCGAGAGAGAGAGAGCUAGUGAGAGCAGGGGGAAAGAGGGUAGCGCUCUAGUUGGGGGAGAGGGAUUGCCAGUUAGAUGUGGCUGCCGAUAAUAGAGCAUCAGCCCCGACACUGAGAGCACAGCCACAGAGAGAGAGAGACAGAGACAGAGAAGGAGGGAGAGAGAGAGAGAGAGAGAGAGAGAGAGAGAGAGAGAGAGAGAGAGAGAGAGAGAGAGAGAGAGCGAAGAACGGAGCAGCUUAGCGCUGGAUGGAACACUAGAGGACACAGGUUCCCAUAGAGAAAGAGAGAGAGAGAGAGUGAAAGAGAGAGAAGGAGCGUGGGGGAAGUGAGCGUAUCGGAGUACACUGGAGCAGAGACAUAGAUACAGGGGAGGACUGUAGAGGAAAAGUUACCAGCUCAGGAGGGGUUGUGUGCGCGCGCGUGUGUGUGUGUUCCGCUUCCCCCCUUGAUCGCUGCUGAGGUCAGCAGGGUGGAAUGUGGAAGUGGAGCAGCUGAGACCUGGACAUUCACAGGGGGUCCUGCACCCUCAGGAACAGCACAGGAGGAGAGAGAGGCAGAAGACAGUCCAGCUUGCUCUCUCACCAGGACGAGGCAGACCGACGCGUGACCCGGUCCUACUGCUGACAGGACUGCAGAGCUGAGAGAGGAGUGUGAGCACACCUGCAGCAGCAAGAGGACACAUAGAGCAGAGAGAGAGAGACAGAGAGAGAGAGAGAGAGAGUGAGAGAGAGAGAGAGAGCGCUGUGCCCCUCCGGUCCCUCUCCUACCUGACUCAACUGAGUCAAACUAGAUCACUCCUCAAAUUGUGUCUGUGGGCGCCUGUGUUGCCUGUACUGGAUCGUGGUGGGGGCCAGCGCGCGGCCACAAAGAGGACAGGAGAGAGCCGCGAGGAGACUCCUGCCCGGUGGAUCUCUGAGACAUGUUAGACUGUGCCGCUUCACCAGCAGCAGCCCCAGAGCAUGGAGAAGUCCAGCAGUGAAGAGUCAGCCAUUCACCGCAGCCCGUCCAUAGACAGCCACGACUCCGACUUUGCCCGAGCCUCCACGUCUGGCCGGCCGUUCGGCGGCCGAGGCUUCACGGCCGGCGCCUUCUACGGCUCCACGGGGCCGCGCGCACAGGGCCAGGCGGGCACGGCGGCGGCCGCCGACGCCACCGCCGGAGGAGACAAGGGCAGCAGCAGCAAGCGCAGCGCUCCCAAGAGUAGCAAAUACGUGGUCUUUUACCUGGAUUUAUCCUUUGUGUUCCUUCUAGAAUUCAAGAAGUGCAACAUGGCUCGGGGCUGUCUCUGCUGUCUCAAGUACAUGAUGUUCCUCUUCAACCUCAUCUUUUGGCUGUGCGGCUGCGGGCUGCUGGGCGUGGGCAUCUGGCUGUCUGUGUCCCAGGGCAGCUUUGCCACCUUCUCGCCCUCGUUUCCCUCGCUCUCCGCCGCCAACAUGGUGAUUGCCCUCGGCGCCAUCGUCAUGGUGACAGGCUUCCUGGGUUGCCUAGGCGCCAUCAAGGAGAACAAGUGCCUGCUUCUGAGCUUUUUCAUCGUCCUGCUGAUCAUCCUGUUGGCAGAGCUCAUACUACUCAUCCUGUUCUUCGUCUACUCAGAUAAGGUCAGUGAGAACGCUAAGCAGGACUUGAAGGAUGGGCUGGCUUUGUACAACACCAACAACAAUGUUGGCCUGAGGAAUGCCUGGAACAUCAUCCAGGCUGAGUGGAAGUGCUGUGGGGUCAUAGGGUUCACUGACUGGCAUGAGGCCCUGAAGGAGAAGGUGGUUCCUGACCGCUGCUGCCAGGAACACUACCAGGAGUGUGGGCGCAACUCCACCAACAUGUUCUGGAAUAGGGGCUGCUAUGAGAAGGUGGAGGAGUGGCUGGAUGACAACAAACACCUUCUGGGAACCAUUGGCAUGUGUAUCCUGGUCGUGCAGCUCCUGGGAAUGGCUUUCUCCAUGACGCUGUUCCAUCAGAUCCACAGAACGGGGAAGAAGUAUGAUGCUUAGCGCUGAACGGUCACACAAACACACACACACACACACACACACACAUGAAGAAGAGGAGCCCCACUGCCCCAUGGGAUAAACUCUGGAUGACAGCCCCUGCUUUCCUCCCCUUGUAACCCCCUACCAGCCACCCUGUUGUCCCUGUACAGACACCAGCCACGCCCCCCCCUCUCCCCUGCCCUCUCCAUUCACCUCUCAUUUUCCAAAGACAACCAGGAACUGGAAAAUGAGGGGCUUCUAUCGAAGGCUGGAAGAUUCUCCUCUCAACGUCAUCUCUGUGUUUUGGCUUGGAUUGUGAUGAGCCUGGAGGCUUUACUAAUGCCCCCCCCCUCCCUCCCUCCCUCUCCCAACCCCCCCCCCCCCC